This is a messenger RNA of Guillardia theta CCMP2712, 570 nucleotides long. RefSeq lists its product as hypothetical. Bases 48 to 503 code for a protein of 151 amino acids. The transcript is spliced from 5 exons. The record is from RefSeq and is a predicted model, not a curated record. NCBI's taxonomy places the organism in Eukaryota, Cryptophyceae, Pyrenomonadales, Geminigeraceae.
GAAGUUCUGAAAGGACACGGUCGGUUAAACUCCAACGAGGAGUAGAAAUGGAAGAACUCUUUGCGGCACACAGACGUUUGGGCGUGGCUGUUAACUCUACAGAUGAUGAACUAAAAAGGGCUUUUCGAAGACUAGCGCUUCAGCAUCAUCCGGACCGAGCCAAGGUCUCUUCCGAGGCCUGCUCGCGUCAGUUCCUUGAAGCUCAAAGGGCUUAUGAGAUGAUAUGCGACUACCGCAAGCGGCGGCAGCUUGCGCGCGAGUAUGCCGCUAAGGGACCGUCACCCGCUACAGCAGAGAUGCAUCAGGCAGCAGCUGCAAGUGCCGCCGCCUCUCGUGCUCCAAGGGUGAUGAGCAACAUGACGGCAGCGAUGGCAGCAGGCGCCAUCGUCUGCGCCGGAGUGUACAUGGGGACAUUGAAGUACAGGUUUGCCAAGAAGGCUCUGGAGAGACACUUGUCCGGGAGCUACGUGGUGAAGGCCGAAGAGGCUCAAGUGAGCGCAUGACGAGCAAAAGACACUUAAGGACGUUCUAGGAUAACGGGGAUACGCAUUAAAAGAGGAGCAUAAGGGG